This is a messenger RNA of Xenia sp. Carnegie-2017, 7021 nucleotides long. RefSeq lists its product as uncharacterized. Gene Ontology annotation, molecular function: protein binding; ADP binding. Bases 147 to 4286 code for a protein of 1379 amino acids. Lineage: Eukaryota; Metazoa; Cnidaria; Anthozoa; Malacalcyonacea; Xeniidae. The transcript is spliced from 2 exons. Gene Ontology annotation, cellular component: kinesin complex. The record is from RefSeq and is a predicted model, not a curated record.
CAUUAGAAUCGAUGUGAAAGGCGUUGUUACAUAUAUUAGGAAGUGCAUGAGAACCAUGCUUUUCUUAUUGAAUAUUACAAUAUUUAAAACCUGAAGACAAGAUAGACAUAUAAAAGGAGAACUCUCUGGCUGUGUCGCUUGUUAAGAUGGAAUCAAAAGAAGAGAGAAACUGGAAUUAUCUUUACAAAAUGAUUACAGAUGUGGUUCGAAAGGAGCUUGCUGACUUAUUUAUUCAAGAAUGGAAUAGAACAGCGUACGGGGAAUGGGAUAACACAGUCAGUAGUGGUCAGAAACUUUACAAUAUAGAGUUAACAAGGUGCCGACCAAACAAGUCGAUUCUUCAAUCUAAUUUCCAAAGUGGAAACACGAGUAGCUGGGAUUGCAGUACAUUAUUUGAUGCAAUACUUUACUCAAACGCAAUAGGACACAGCCUAAAAAUGUGUAACAAGAAGAUAUGGGAUUCUGUCAAUGAUCUUCGAUUAGUUCGAAACACCAUAAUCCAUGAAAAACAAGGGAAUCUGUCGGAAAUUGAAUUUCAAGACUUGGUUGAUAAAAUAGAAAAAUCUUUUAGAAAUUUAAACUUUUCCCAAGACAAAAUUAUUUACAUGAAAACUGAACGAAACAAAUUUAAUUCAUUUCUUGUUCUUCCGUGUAAACCAAAUCAUUAUGUAGUUGAGCGCACUGCAUUACGGGAUCAAAUUAUUGAAGAUCUUAAAAAGUUGAGGAAUGAUAACAAUAAUGAGCUGACAUAUUUCUACAUUUCUGGAAACCCAGGCAGUGGUAAGUCUCAACUUGCAAGACAAGUUUGUAAAGAAAAGUUUGAGUCGUUUGAUUGGCAAAACCAAACUACGUUUGUGUGGACUCUUGAUGGUAAAGACAAGGAGUCUCUUUUUAAAAAUUAUCUUGAUCUUUGUUACCGUAUAAACUGUGAUAACUUCAGAAUAAAACAAUACUCCGAAGAAAAUCUUGCCAUUACAGAGAAAAUUAAGAACUUGCUAUCAUUACUAUUAACCCGAAUAAAUUUAUGGCGCAACUGGUGGAUUAUUGUUGAUAACGUUGCUCAGCCGAACAAAAUCCAUCCAUUACUACCUAAAAUAGGCGAGCAUGGCUGGAUGAACGGACAAAUUAUAUUAACUGUACAAAAUACAGAAGGUAUACCUCACAAAGAAGUGUUGAGUAGACACGUUUCGAUUAGUCAUGGGAUGAAUGACAAAGAAUGCUUUGAGUUGUUAAAUCAUUACACUGAAGAUAAAAAUGCCGAUGUUCAAUUGUUAAAUGACGUAAUAGACACGUUACAUCGUCAACCGCUGGCUUUGGCUGCUGCCGGGUAUUACGUCGAUAAUGUCAACAAAGCCAACUGUAAUUUCACAUGGAAACAAUAUUUAGAAAAAUUGUCUUCUGGAAAGCAAGAAGAGAUGGACAAAACUCUUGCAAAAGACAACACAGAAUAUUCUAAAACUAUGCUACAGGCAGCUGUUUUAGCUGUUGAAAUAAAUGCACAAAACUCUUUAAUUCUGGCAAAUGUUUUUAAAUUUUUUUCCCUGCUUUCGUUUCAUCCAUUGCCAAGAGAUAUUAUUGUCAAAUACAUUCAAUCAACUGAUGUCACACAGUCUGUCGAAGAUAUAUGUCUUGCUUUAGAACACUGCUCUUUGUUUACGUAUUCCGAAAAUGAAGACAUUUGUCUGCAUCGUGUUUUUCAUGAGGCAAUGAUUGUUUAUCAACGCAGUUUUAGUCAUAAAAAAUAUGAAACGGAGCACAAUUGCAAUUCCACGACUUUUGAGGACGCUUUAUCCCAAGUUAUUGAGGCACUUCAUAGUUUUAAAGACCGAAAAGAUCAAGUGAAAUUGAUUCCACAUCUUGAAAAAUUUCUAACGUUGAAUUUAUCAAAGAUAAAAGUUGACUUAAAUUCUGUGGAAGCUUUAAAAUUUCUAGAAGGAGCUUUACGAGAUUUCAAAAAAUUGAACCUUGCGAAUCAGCUAGUAGAAAAAAUAAUGUCAAAAACAGGUGAAUCAAAUUUUAAUGAAAAAACUUGGUGUUUUAUUGAGCUAAGUAGAAUAUACUAUUACAACCAGGAAUAUGAACAAGCAAAUUUCUUUAAUGAGACAGCUAUGGAGUUUUUGAAAAAAUCAUCUAAUCCUAUUGUGGUUGCUAAGUCUUUAAACAUCCUUGGAAAUUUACACUCUGAAAAAAGAGAAUACAAAAGAAGUGAAGAGUUUUACAAAAAAGCUCUAGAAUUGCGAAAAAAGUUAUUAGGGCCAGAUCAUGUUGAAGUCGCUGAUUCUUUAUGCAAUCUUGGUAUUUUAUAUUAUAAUUGUGGAAAAUAUGAAACAAGUGAAAACUACCAUAAAGAAGCACUGGAAAUGCGAAAAAAGCUAUUAGGCCCAGAUCAUGUUAAAGUUGCUGAUUCUUUAAACAGUCUUGGUAUUUUGUAUACUAAAACUGGAGAAUAUGAAAAAAGUGAAAACUACCAUAAAGAAGCUCUGGAAAUGCGAAAAAAGUUAUUAGGGCCAGAUCAUGUUGAUGUCGCGAAUUCUUUAUGCAAUCUUGGUAUUUUAUAUUAUAAUUGUGGAAAAUAUGAAAAAAGUGAAAACUACCUUAAAGAAGCUCUGGAAAUGCGAAAAAAGUUAUUAGGGCCAGAUCAUGUUGAUGUCGCGAAUUCUUUACAAAGUCUUGGUUUUUAUUAUUAUAAUUGUGGAAAAUAUGAAAAAAGUGCAAACUACUAUAAAGAAGCUUUGGAAAUGCGAAAGAAGUUAUUAGGCCCAGAUCAUGUUAAAGUUGUUAAUUCUUUCAAAGAUCUUGGUGGUUUGUAUAAAAUAAUUGGAGAAUAUAAAAAAAGUCAAAACUACUAUAAAGAAGCUCUGGAAAUGCAAAAAAAGUUAUUAGGGCCAGAUCAUGUUGAAGUUGCUAAUUCUAUAAACAAUCUUGGUAUUUUAUAUAGUAAUUCUGGGAAAUAUGAAAAAAGUGAAAACCACUAUAAAGAAGCUCUGGAAAUGCGAAAAAAGUUAUUUGGGCCAGAUCAUGUUGAAGUUGCUAAUUCUAUAAACAAUCUUGGUAAUUUAUAUAGUAGUUGUGGGAAAUAUGAAAAAAGUGAAAACUACUAUAAAGAAGCUCUGGAAAUGCGAAAAAAGUUAUUAGGGAAGGAUCAUGUUGAUGUCGCGAAUUCUUUAUACAAUCUUGGUAUUUUAAAUGAUGAUUGUGGAAAAUAUGAAAAAAGUGAAAACUACUAUAAAGAAGCUCUCGAAAUGCGAAAAAAUUUAUUAGGGCCAGAUCAUGUUGAUGUCGCUAAUUCUUUAAAUAAUCUUGGUGUAUUGUAUAUGCAUGCUGGAGAGAAUGAAAAAAGUGAAGAAUAUCACAAAAGAGCUCUGGAAAUGCGAAAAAAGUUAUUAGGGAAGGAUCAUGUUGAUGUCGCUAAUUCUUUAAAUAAUCUUGGUUUAUUGUAUAGGCAUGCUGGAGAGAAUGAAAAAAGUGAAGAAUAUCACAAAAGAGCUCUGGAAAUGCGAAAAAAGUUAUUAGGAUCAGAUGAUGUUAAAGUUGCUACUUCUUUAAACAAUCUUGGUAUUUUAUAUGAAGACACUCUAGAAUAUGAAAAAAGUGAAAACUGCCAUAAAGAAGCUCUGGAAAUGCGAAAAAAGUUAUUAGGAUUAGAGCAUGUUGACGUCGCGUGUUCUUUAUACAAUCUUGGUACUUUAUAUUAUAAUUGUGAAAAAUAUGAAAAAAGUGAAAACUGCCAUAAAGAAGCUCUUGAAAUGCGAAAAAAGUUAUUGGGCCCAGAUCAUGUUGAAGUUGCUAAUUCUUUAAACAAUCUUGGUGCUUUGUAUACAGAAACUGGAGAAUACGAAAAAAGUGAAAACUGCCAUAAAGAAGCUCUGGAAAUGCGAAAAAAGUUAUUAGGAUCAGAUCAUGUUGAUGUUGCUGAUUCUUUAUACAAUCUUGGUUAUUUAUAUUAUAAAUGUGUGAAAUAUGAAAAAAUUGAAAAUUACUAUAAAGAAGCUCUGGAAAUGCGAAAAAAGUUAUUAGGCCCAGAUCAUGUUAAAGUUGCUACUUCUUUAAACAAUCUUGGUGUUUUGUAUACAAACACUGGAGAGUAUGAAAAAAGUGAAAACUGCCAUAAAGAAGCUCUUAAAAUGCGAAAAAAGUUAUUAGGACCAGAUCAUAUUGAAGUUUCUAGAUCUUUAAAAAAUCUUGGUAACUUGUAUACUAAAACUGGAGAAUAUGAAAAAAGUGAAAACUACUAUAAAGAAGCUCUGAAAAUUCGAAAAAAGUUAUUUACGGCUAAAUCAUGUUGAUGUCGCGGAUUCUUUACACAAUCUUGGUCUUUUAUAUUAUAAUCGUGAAAAAUAUGAAAAAAGUCAAAACUACUAUAUAGAAGCUCUGGAAAUGCGAAAAAAGUUACAAGGCCCAUAUCAUGCUAAAGUUUCUAAUUCCUCAAAAAAUCUUGGUGACUUGUAUACUGAAACUGGAGAAUAUGAAAAAAGUGAAAACUGCCAUAAAGAAGCUCUGGAAAUGCGAAAAAAGUUAUUAGGAUCAGAUCAUGUUGAUGUCGCGGGCUCUUUAUACAAUCUGAGUACUUUAUAAUAUAAUUGUGGAAAAUAUGAAAAAAGUGAACACUACUAUAAAGAAGCUCUGGAAAUGCAAGCAAAGUUAUUAGGCCCAUAUCUUGUUCAUGUUGCUAAUUCUUUAUACAAUUUUUGUAUUUUAUAUGCAGAAACUGAAAAAUAUGAAAAAAGUGAAAGCUACUAUAAAGAAGCUCUGGAAAUGCCAAAAAGUUAUUUGGAUCAGAUCAUGUUAAUGUCGCGGAUUCUUUAUACAAACUUGGUGCUUUUUAUUAUAACUGUGGAAAAUAUAAAGAAAGUGAAAACUACUAUAAUGAAGCUCUGGAAAUGCGAAAAAAUUUAUUAGGGCCAGAUCAUGUUGAUGUCGCUAAUUCUUUAAACAAUCUUGGUGUAUUUUAUAUGCAUGCUGGAGAGAAUGAAAAAAGUGAAGAAUAUCACAAAAAGAGCUCUGGAAAUGCGAAAAAGGUUAUUAGGGAAGGAUCAUGUUGAUGUCGCUAAUUCUUUAAAUAAUCUUGGUUUAUUGUAUAAGCAUGCUGGAGAGAAUGAAAAAAAUGGAGGAUUUCACAAAAGAGCUCUGGAAAUGCGAAAAAAGUUAUUAGGAUCAGAUGAUGUUGAUGUCGCGGAAUCUUUAUACAAUCUUGGUACUUUAUAUUAUAAUUGUGAAAAAUAUGAAAAAAGUGAACACCACUAUAAAGAAGCUCUGGAAAUGUAAACAAAGUUAUUAGGCCCAGAUCAUAUUAAAGUUUCUAAUUCUUAAAACAAUCUUGGUAUUUUUUAUAGUAAAACUCGAGAAUAUGAAAAAAAGUGAAAACUACUAUAAAGAAGCUCUGGAAAUGCAAAAAAAAUUAUUAGGAUCAGAUCAUGUUGAUGUCGGCAAUUCUUUACACAAACUUGGUGCUUUAUAUUAAAAUUGUGGAAAAUAUAAAAAAUGUGAAAACUACUAUAAAGAACUUACAUAUUUCUACAUUACUGGUAAUCUCGGCAAUGGUAAAACUCAACUUGCAAGACAAGUUUGUAAAGAAAAGUUUGAGUCUACCGAUUGGAAAAAUGAAACCACAUUUGUGUGGACUCUUGAUGGUAAAGACUUUGAGUCUCUAUUUAAAACAUAUUCUGAUCUUGGUUACUGUGUUAACUGUGAUAAACUUAGGACAAAACAUCCCUCAGAGGAAAAUACUGACAUCACAGAGAAAAUCAAGAAUUUGCGAUCAUUACUAUCAACUCGAAUAAAAUUUUGGAAAAAAUGGUGGAUUAUUGUGAACAACAUUUCCGAGGACCUAAUGUUAAAGAAACAUAUAUAAACUUAAAAAGCUUCUCUUUCCUCUGAAAUUUUAAAUAAUUAUCGUAAUUAGCUUUGAUUGGUAACAUAAGGCAGCCUUGUGUUCAACAAGUUGUGUUCAACAUUUUAUUCAGCAUAAAGCAGCCUAUUGUUAUGGAACUUAUUGCAGUUUGUGUUCGAAGAAUUUAAUUUAAUAACCACACGAACGGUCUAUUCAUUUAUGGACGAGUAAGAAUGGGAGAAAUUAUUUUCUCCAUUUUUUGCGAAUACAUUGUAGAGUAGCUCCCAUAGCUUGUUAAGGAGUGUUUUGACUUCAAGUUAUACCAGUCUGAUUUGUACCUCCGUAAAUUUUGCAUUUUGCAGAGGCAUUGCGUGAGAAGGAGUUUCAGAAAACUCAAUUUUUUGACCCGUCAAGAUCUUCAGUAUUUCUGUAUCUUAUGUUAAAGCCAACCAUUUAGAAACUCAUGCAUCUAAUAGAACUGCCUUAAACGUUUUAGUUUUGUCAUUAUGGUAAGCCAUCAUUGAAGGCAAGAGAAUAAUAUAUUGGCUCUCUAUGCAAUUUUGUCAAAAUUGUAUAUUGCUGUAGUCUCUACUAAUUCACAUGAUGAUUUUGAUUGAACUGAUGCCUGCAUUUUUCCUGUACUGUGGCUUGAGCUUAGUUGUGGCUGUUAACAACCAAUGACUUCUGUUGGCACGUUUUUGUUGAUACUUGUUGAGAAGUGUAUUUGCGUCUGGAUGGAAAUAAAACACCACUUGCUGCAUGUGCUUCUAAUUUUGUUUGAUGUUUUUAUAUGACUUUGCUUCUCAAAUUAAUUACAGGCACAUGUGAAACGCACAUUGUAGGAUACUGAAUCAUACUCAUUGUUGAGUGUUGAGUGAAUAACAUAUGCGUCUUUCUUUAGCAAAAUCAUAACAGAUAUAGCACGUGAUAGGAAAAGUGCUCAUGUUCUUGAAAAUUAGGCUUUCAACAUCGAGGUUGUUGUUUUCUGCCGGAGGUGUAAACAACAUAUCUGUUAUCUGCAAGACCGCUUAGUUACUGUUAUAGCUUAAUAAAUUUUUUCUAAAAUCAGACAUUUUUUUAUAAAUCUUCGCUUGAUUGGAAAAUAAUUAUAAUGAUUUAAUACGAGAAUUAGCUAUCGCUAAAUAUAAUGAGAUUGCUAUCGCUAAAUAUAGUCUGAGUCAAGAUUCUCAA